Molecule: messenger RNA, 1176 nt
Organism: Camellia sinensis
Lineage: Eukaryota; Viridiplantae; Streptophyta; Magnoliopsida; Ericales; Theaceae
Source: RefSeq, a predicted model, not a curated record
AUGACUUCGAGUAUGAUUGGCAGGCUAAUUUCAAAUGAGGUUCGUAAUAAGGCUUUGACAUCGAUUAGUGAGGUGGUUUGUGAUUUCAAGGACUAUAUGGAACAGAAGUUUUUUAUCAGUCAGCUUGGAUGGGUGUUGAAAAAACAAGGGAUGUUGUUUUUGAUGACUAUUCAUCUUCAUUUGACGAUCUUCGUUGAUAUGUUGAUGCCGCUAAUGAUUUAUUGUUGGCCUAUGUUGAUGCUUGAUGAAACUUUCUUGAAAAGAAGACACAAAGGUUGUUUAUUGGCUGCUACGACAAAAGACAGUAACCAAGGAAGAGAUAUUGCGUUUGUUACUGAUCAGCAUGGAGGUUUGCUAAAAGCUUUAGCUGAGACAAAUUUGAAGACUUAUUUGUCAGUGAAGAGUCGCGAAUCUAACGAGUAUUUGCUCACUCUUUUUAGUAGAUGUGCAUAUGCUCCUACUAUUGAGUUGUUUAAUGAGCUAUUUGAAAAAUUUAAGGGUCGUUGUUGUUGUAGUGUUCAGAAGUUUCUUGAGGAUUUGCCUAAUGAGUGUUGGUGUAACCCUUAUUUUCAAGGCAAAAGGUAUGGUGAAAUGUGCACAAAUGUUGCGGAAUCUUUUAAUACAUGGAUUAGAGAUAAACGCCAUUUGUUUUCAACUAAUCUUGUUGAUACUAUAUGGGUGAAACUAAUGGAGCAAUUUUCAAAAAGGAGAGAAGUUGGAAAUAAGUGGAAUCGUAUUGUUUGCCUUUUUGCAGAGAAAAAGUUAGAAGAAACAUUUAAUGAUACAAAGGCAUGGAUAGUUAAGAAAUGUAGCGAUGAUAUUCAUGAAAUCUUAUUGGAUCAUUUAGUUUUGGUUGAUAUUUGGAAGCGGUCUUGUUCUUGUCGAUUGUUGAAAAUUGAUUCUUUUCUUUGCAAACGUGGUUUUUGUGCUAUAAAGAGGAGUGAGAAGGAUCUGAACUGUUUUCUUGAUGAUUGCUAUCAUGUUCAUAGUUAUUGUGAUUCUUAUUCGCAUUCUAUCUAUCCAGUUUCAAGUAUGUGGAAGCCAAAUGUAGUUCUUGAUGAUAACAUUGUUUUACCUCCUCUUUGUAAAACACCAGUUGGACGUCCAAGAACAAAGAGAAUAUCUUCAAAGGGCGAGAUCAAGAGAAUUAGAUGUAGUAGGUGUGGAAAGAUGUGA